Molecule: messenger RNA, 1315 nt
Organism: Rhopilema esculentum
Lineage: Eukaryota; Metazoa; Cnidaria; Scyphozoa; Rhizostomeae; Rhizostomatidae
Source: RefSeq, a predicted model, not a curated record
UCACUUCAGAAGUUUAUGUUUCAGAAGUAUUUUAUUUCUAUAUUGGUUGUUGCAUACAGUUUUCAAGCAUUAUCUGAUAACCAAAGGAAGACCUAAGUUAUUGAAAAAUUGUGCUUCUCUCCACACCAGGAAGUAUGUACGAAGCCUACCUAAAAGCGUUUCUAGAGCUCAUGAAAUUGGAAGGUGUUACUGGAGAGCAGGUAGCCCGGAGAAUUAGAAUAGUUUUGGAAAUCCUCAGUGAGGCAGACAAGUCUGGGUUGGUUACGGAAGAGAUGUUCAUGGCCUGGAGUGAGUUGCUGCUUAACCUUGACGAUGCAGAAGGAGUUGUAGAAGUCCUUUCCAAGGCAGUUGAUGCUUGGUCAACGCCGAGUCUUUGUGAAAGAUAUCUUUCAGUAAUCUCACAGAUAACAGAUAAUUGGGAAACACUAUGCGAAGAAUUUGAAAAGUGUAUUAAGAAGAUGGAUGAAAAAGGUUCUUUGGCAAUAUGGGAGCUUUGGAUGAAUACAUGUACUGAAAGAGAUGCUAAGAAUGCUGUUAAGGUAUUUGAGAUGUCGCUCAGUGCCAGGAAACAAGUUGCUGAAUUGGGUAGGCAGAAGUAUUUGGAGUGGGCAUAUGAGAGACAGGGAAUCAAGGAGUUUAGAAAAUUAUUCAAAAGGUUAAAAGACACUUGUCCUUUAACACUGGAUGUACUGCAACUUGCACUCAGCUUAGAGAAUAGCCAAGAAACGAAAAGCUUGUCACGGAUUCGAAAACUGCAUGAGUUGGCGAUUGACUCCUUUGGCACAAUGUCAAUCGACUGUUGGUUGGAAUACAUUUCAUUCGAGCUAGAGCAAGAAGAAACAGCUAUUGAUACCGUUGGAAGCAUUUAUUGGAGAGCUUUGAAAAUGCUGGAAAGCCAUUUGGUUGGAGAAUUUAUUGAUAAGUACACAUUGUUGAAAACCACCUCUUCUGCUUCCAUGGGCUGAAAGUGACGGUCCUGAAGCUUCUUAAACCUUAAAUAUCUUUUCAUCUGUGAACUCAAUAUGAAGUGCAUAUCUUGUGUAUAUGCAGGGAAUUACGAACCUUCUCAAACGACGAGAUUUAAGUAUUUCGAUAGGGGACUGAUUUUUGUAUUGUAUUAAUUAUUUUGGCUGGUAUUGUGAAAGUUUGUUUGGGUAUCUGGAAUCUUUAAUGAGAAAGCCUUACUUGCAAUGUUAAUACUUGUUUGAAAAAAAUUAAACUGCAUAUAAAGAUUAUUGGUUGGACAGGAAUAAGUGUUGAACAAGAAGAGGAAUAAACUGCAUGUCAAGAUGACAGUUGAGAUUGCAAAGACUAA